GAGUCGCUGUUUCAUCUUUUGCCGUACCAGGAGAUGCCGGCGUUUGGAGGACAGGUAGUCUGAUGAGGUUAUCCACAGCAUCGAUUCAUCGGGUACAUCAAUAUUAUUCAGCAGAUUCAACCCGGACUAUGUGAAUUGGUGUUAAAUUUGUGAAUGAUUAUGUUCUGGUAGGUCACACUUAGCGGGUUACAUCGUGUUCUCUGCAGUGGACGACAGGUUUAGCUACAAAUGUGCCUGUUAGCUAGCUAACGAUUAUAAAACGUUGUUGCCAGGGUAACUGUACCUGAAGAGGUCAUGAAUUGUUGGUGGGUAUGAUUACAUGGAGGGGCUCUGUAUUAACUGACCUCAGCUUAAGAACAGUCGGGAUACUUAAAGCUUUGAUAGAGACGGAGCCUGUUGAGCCCUAGCGCUACCCCUGCUAAUGCUUAUUUACUAUUACAUGUUUAUUCAGUGGUUUCAUCACAGGUCUGUUGGAUUUUAAUGUUGGUCUCAAAACUCAAAGGAAGCACUGAUGAAGCUUUUGUCAGUCUAUGGUCAUUACUCCGCUAUGUUAUUGUAUAAAAGUCCUCUAGAGGGAGCCCUAGUACACAGAUUGACUUAAAGAAAAUAAGGAACCCUUUAAAACAGGGGUUCUCAACUGGUGGGUCCCGACCCAAAUGUGGGUCACAAACACGUUCUGGAUGGGUCACGAACAGCCGGUCAAAAAAGUAUAUAUUUAAUGCGAUAUUUAUUAGAUAUUUGAUACUUUUUGUAUAAGCAACUUCAGUAGUUGUCGUCCUCAUGUUGUCCCCUUCAUGUGCUCUGAAAUGCACUUUACUCAAUAAAACAAGUGGAUUUAUGUUAAAGAUUAGAGUCUUGACUCUUUAAAGGUUUUUUUUUAAUAAAAAAUUAUUUUGCUAGGUUUGAAUUGUAGUGAGACCCAGAGUGAGACCAGUUGAGAACCACUGCUUUAAGAUAUGGGGCUCUAUUUUCGUUCGCGCCGGUGAGGCGGCGGAGGGCGGCGAGCCCCGCGCAGUUGUAUUUUCGUCUGGCGGAGCCCAGCGUAAGGCCAAUUUGGUAUUUUCGUGGCAUGAGCCGCACAGAGGCGAGCUGAGAUCCGCCAAGCUGGGCGUGGUGGUGUGGCAGGGGGAGGUGUUGACAGAAUCAGCUGGCGCAGUGACAUUUUCGUGCUCGCCAAUGGCGUGUAAAGUGCGCUGAAAGCUCGCCGAUUCAAACCUGGUCAGCUUUCAGCGCAAGGCGGAACGCAGCUGGUCUAGUAGUAUUUUGGUAGACCGGCGGCGUAUCGACAUACGUCACUGAUGCCUCACCGGCAGGUUUCCACAGUGUCAGGCACAUUUCAGUGCAAUAAGUAAUCAUCAUCAACUAUUAAUCUGAGUCAGCACAUACAUUUAGAUCUAUAUAGAUAUAUUCUGAUCUAUAUCUGAUCUGAUGAGCGCGUUUGGCACGCGUUUGGACACACAACCUGACCGAAUCAACACAGCUGAAACCGCAUCAAAUUAAAUUAAAUAUCUAGUAAAUAAACACACAUGAUGAAGUUAACAAGAUAUGUAAUUCGUCUCCCUCCUUUUCUUUCUUCCUCUUCCUCUUAUUUCUCGCGCAGCUCGACCUGGACACGUCUCCGUGUCCUCUGUCCGUCUUGCUGCUGCUGCGACUGAACAGAUGAUUUGUUUCAGUGCUCAGAUGCGUGAUCUACUUUAAGCCGACAUACGGAUAUUAUAAUAUUCAGUUUUGUGAGCCAAAUUUAUUUUAUAUGCCAACAUCUAUGAAAGAAAGAGCCAGGCCACGGAGCGUGAUGCGUCAUUUACGCACAGAUGGUUCCAAUUUUAAUGCCAUUUUUGGAGUUUAUGUUGUGAUCUGUGCGCUAAACCCACCUUUGUCACGUGAGGUUUGAAUAUGAGCAACUUUAUGUGAGUGUCUUUAUUUGUGGAAAAGGGUGUUUGUCUUACCAGUGGGACCAACAUUACGCACACUAAAUCCAUCUGUGCUCAUAUGAGAGAGUGUGGAGGACACUUGUUGAGGAGCUGCCCUCUGUCGCCAUCUUGUGGCAUUACUGUCUUAAGACAUCUCUUGAUCUCUUUGACUACUUCAUGAAAAUAGUAAUACGCCUCGCCGGUGGCAGAUUUAAAGGCAAGGAGAGGAGCUUAUGUGAUUGGUGAAAACAGGUCUCGGCUUUGUUAAAAUCACUACACGCCCUUUCUCCGACUUAUGGUGCUGGGAGGAGCUGAGUUAGGGAGGGGGGAUACUUACGCCGGGCUGCGCGGCUCACCAAAAUACCAAAAUGUGCUUGGGAACGCCUUGUCAGCGCGGCGGAUCUGAUUGACGCUGCGCUUGCGGCAGAUCUCCGGCGAAGCACCAAAAUAGAGCCCUUUAUGUUCCUUUAAUAGUCCCACAGGGGGAAAUUCCAAAACUACAGCAUCAUGAGUACAGAUACAAAAAGAGAAAAAUUAAAAGAUAAAGAAAGUUAAAAUUAAAACAAGAUACGUGCAUGCCUCAUAUAUACAUCUGUACAGAAUUUACAUUAUAAUAGGGUUUAUUGCACACUGAGGUUCCUUUCUGGGUCUUUUCUGAGUCCUACCAUGUUUCAUGUAUGUUUUUAUUAUAAACCAGCAUAUUUUGUUCUUAGCAUCAGUUAUAAGUCAAUAUUUAAAACAGAGCUUAGGUUUCACACUUUGGUAAACUUCUAAAUAGUCUUGCUGAUUAAUUAAAGUGAUAGAUCGUCUGGCAAAUAAGUCAAUAGAUUCCAUUAAUAAAUUUAUUUUAUAGGAUACUCUGUUAUAAUUUUGGGCUGUGCAGUGGUCUCCUGUCUCAAUCAUUUGCAUACUUCUCCAAUUUUAGUGACCCUUCACUCGCUACCAGUCUGCUUCAGCAUUGAUUUUAAAAUUCUUUUAAUCGUUUUUAAAGCCCUCAAUGGUCUUGUCCCCACUCCCCAGUCAGAGCCUUAAGGUCCUCUGACCAGUCACUGUUGAGCGUCCCGAAAACCAGGCUCAAGUCUAGAGGUGACAAGGCUUUUCAGCUGUUGCCCCUAGACUGUGGAACAGUUUACGUGGCCAUAUUCGAGCCUCUCAGACCUUAGAGUCUUUUAAAUCAUCUUUAAAACCCACCUUUCUCCCUUGCAUUUAAUAAAUGAGCACACAGGAAUCAGAGGCACUGUAGCUUUUAUUAUUUUACUGUCUGUGUUUUAUUCUACUGUUUUUAAUUUUAUUUUUUAUUGUCAUCUUUUUAUUUACUUCUUUUAUUUAUCCCAUGCACUUUGUUUAACUGUUGUCUUUUAAAGGUGCUUUAUAAAUAAACAUUGACUUGAUUUGUUCUCUUUGCAGGUGAGGAGGACUGAUUGAACCAGAGCAUGUAAGAAUUCCUCAGUUUUUGAGAGCACAGAUUAAAGUAGAUUUAGCUAAGGUCCUAAUUUAUGUGUUGAUGUUUUUUUUUUUACAUUUGAAGGUCAGGAUUAAAAAGUCACGUGUCAGUGCCUGUGGCGGUGGGUUUCAUGUUGGUGGGCCUCCCAUACUCCAUCUCUCUGGCUGCUCAGUGGCUCUAUGGCUGGCCAAACAAACCCGGAUACAAAAAGUACAUAGAAGCUCUGAAACCAAGGUAACUCAUGCGAUAUAGUGAAUCUACUCUUUGUCUCAAUAAAAGAGCUUGUUAAUAAUCUCUUUUUUUCAUGUUUUUUUUCAUUAUCAGGAGAAUUUACUGUAUGACCAGAGCCGUGCUGGAAACCUUGAAAUAUCUGCAGUAUGGGAGACUCUACUUCCAGUGGAAGUCAUGGUACAAGAAUGACAAAAACCAUAAACAUUAUAAAAAGGUGUGUUUGAAGAAGCUGUAAAUACAAUGUGUUUGUAUUUUGGUUUUGUAAAUGUCAGUCAGGAGCUAAGAUAAGGUAUCCACUUAUGCACGUGAAAAUAUUUGCAAUUCUUUCCCAAAUUUUAUGUGAAAGUUCUGUCUGGAAACUUUAAAGGGCAUCACAUUUGGCCGCCGAGGCAACAAGCUGGACUUGUACCAUCCUCCAAAUGUGGGCAGAUCUGAAGAAGUGCUGUCACCGCUGGUGGUUUUCAUCUAUGGAGGGGCAUGGGGCUCUGGAGACAGGUCUAUUUACUGUUUACUGGCGAGGCAGAUGGCUGAAGAACUCAGUGCUACAGUCAUUUGUCCUGACUACUGCACCUAUCCAAAAGUAAGACUUGUUUUAAUUUUUAGUGUAUUCGUACAAUGUUUAAUCCCUCAGCAUGUUAAAAAACUGUAUAGUGCAUGUAAGUUUGGUGUCUGAUCUGACUGGUUUCAUCUGAUUUCUAGGGAAAUGUUUUAGCGAUGGUGCAAGAUAUUGCGGACUGCUUGGUUUGGGCCCAAGAAAAUGGAUCAGAAUUCAGUUUUGACAAAGUAAGAGAAACCCACAAGUAGUCUGAAGAAAUUUUUUAAAACAUUUACAAGAUUCUUGACUCCCUGUAAAUUACCUUGAGGGAAAUCCCUGAAAACCAAACCUAGUUAAAAUUGUCUCUGUACAUUUCUUUGCCACAUAUGACAUCUUAAAUGAAGAAUGAAGUAUAAGCUCAUUUUGAGGAUCAAUUGUUGUUUUGUCUGAGAACUCACCUUUAUUUCCACUGUCACAUUAGUGACCCCACUGAGAUCUUUCUCACUGUUCGGUUCUUUUGCAUCCACAUUAACCCAAUGUUCACUUCAGAUGAGAUGCUGUUAUACUUGAUAUUUUCUUCUUUUUCUGUGUUUCCUAGAACAACAUCGUGUUGAUUGGUCAUUCAGCGGGUGCACAUUUGUGCGCACUUACCACUCUGUUUCUCAUUGAUGCAAGAGAAGAGCUUUUCAUGGAGGUCAGCAAACAGAAGAGCAUUACACUGGCAAUAAGAGGAAUAAUGGGUAAGGAUCUCUGCACAGUGAAUCACCCAGUCUCGCAGUUGCUUCUGUAUGUUACACUGAGGAAAACUGCCACUAGGAUAAAUGUGUCUUAAGUAUUUUUUUUUCUGUGACAUUAAAAUUUUAAUAACAUUUAAUGCUUCAAACAUCCUCCUCUGUCAUGUUUUCAUUUAUGUAACCUCUCUUAUUACCUGGUCAGGUUUGAGUGGCGUCUACAACAUCAUGGACCACUAUGAGCACGAGCAGAGGCGAGCUAUCGAAUAUGUCUCCACCAUGCACAAAGCCAUGAACGGAGUGGAGAACUUUCCGUACUACUCACCAACACAUUUACUGAAGGAGUUCAGUCAGGACAAAGUGAGCAGGUGAGACUGAGACAAGGUAAAAGAAGUAGGAAUACACAAGAGAAAAUGUAUUCUGUGAGUAGUCCUCACAAUGACUCCAUAGUUAGAUAAUAUGACUAUUCAUAGAUUAAAACAAAACUCAGAGUGAUUGAACUGUAUGCAGAGGGAAUAGGGAAACUGCCACUUGAUCAAACAUUAACAAUGAUGUGAAUGAAAUCUCUGUGUCUACCAGAGUUCCUCCAUUCGCUUUGCUCCAUGGGACCACUGACAUCAUCGUCCCCGUCGAGUCUUCCACAAAGUUCUCCGAGCUCCUCACCGCGCUGUCCUUAAAGGUGUCGCUGUACCUGCUGCCAAAGGUUGAUCACACUGAGAUGGUCACCGACCUCAUGGCACCAGACAGGCGCUUCUACCAUCCCAUCUACAGCUGUAUCAAACAGGAGUACAUAAAACUGUCAGAGACCUGCUGAUGUCCAAUCAAACCAUCUGUUUGUCAUUUAUUUUACAUACUUUCUGUUCUAAUACCUCAAAGAAAACACAGUAAGCCUUGAUUCUGACUUGAUUCUUUUACAUUAGUUGAUUCAUGAGUUUUUAUCUUGUCUAUUGUAGCAGCAUAACAUCAUUUUAUGUAAUUUUGAUACAUAAAAUCAUUUUGAUACAGAGCGAUAUCACCCAGGUUACAGUGAAAUGAACAAACAUGAUGUUAAUCCAGCUCAAACUUUUCUUGGUUUAUUUCAAUAUCUCAAAUAACUUUUCAUUGACCUCAGACACAUUCAACCAAGCUGGGGGAACCUCAUCUUUUGUCUUUAUUAACUGAGCACAAGUCUCUCUUUUUAGCAGUAUUAAAUUAUGUUAUUAUUAUUAUUAUUUCACACAAUUCGAUUAAUCAUGCUUUGUUUUGAAAGUUCCAUGUUGACUUUACAACAUGAUUACUUGUGGUGCUAUGUAUGCAAUAUAAAAAACAAUGAGAAUCAAAGUAUCUCAGUCUGACUUUUUUACAAAAGUAUUGGUAUUUUUUUUUCUUUUCUUUUAAAGAUUCACAAAGUUUUGUGCUGAGUGCACAAAACAUGCACAUGCACAAUCAACCACCAUUUCUUCAACAAGAGGCUUUACUAUGGUUACAGUGUGGUGGGAAACAAGUGAAGCUAGCUACGAUAUGAACAUGACAUGAUAAAUAGUUGUAUGAGCGCAGUCAAGAUGCAGACUGUUAAAAAUGUGAUAUUGGAUUUUUGCUGAAUCAAUACAUACCUUUCUUUUUGAUUAUAAAAAAACGCAAAGUCUUUCUUUUUUUUUAACUUAUUCUCUCACUGUGACUGUUUAUUUCAAUUAUACCGUGUGAAAAUUUGGCUGCUAAUGGAGUGUAAAGUCUAAAUGUAGCUAUUUGGUAGGAAAAACCCUCCUGUAAUAAAAGGACAGCUUGUUCCUCUUAACAGUGGUAGGCUUGGGGGAUACAAGAACGCCCUCUAAAGUGGCACACUGGAGUGAUAUGUGUCAAAGUUGCCUCUAGGGUGUCCCUCCAGUGGAGUCAGCGUGAUGCAGAGCCAUACAGUCUGCCCCACAUGCUAGAAAGCCAGUUUGUCCUUGCCCCAAAGAGCCUCUGAAUGGUUAGAUAGUUCACACUUCCCUGUCUGUUUUUAUUACAGUGCUGCUCUACUUACUGAUGCCCCAACGCAUGCAGCUGCUGCCCUUUUUGUCCUCCUACCCCCUGUUUCUCAGACAACCUGAGUCAGCCGCUGCCUCUGCACAUGACCACACACCAGACAGCACAUUUUUGUCUCUGACUGGAGUCAAACACAAAAAAAUAAUGCCAAGGUUCCUUUGUACAGAGAUUGAUGAUGACAAAAUAAGAAUUGAAGCAGAUAAACAAAAAGUUUAACUGCUGCUUUAAAAAAUAGAAGGAACUUGUGUUAUUUAAUUAAAUAGUAUGGCUCAGAGAACAACGUGCAUCAUUUUCAUCUAACAUUUUAAUACAGAGGACCUCAUCCGACUUCUGCAAAAGGCCAUGUGUGCCAUUAAAAAAAUAUAUCCCUUUUAGGGGGGUUAGCAUACUUUAUUACAUCGAUGCCGCUGGUUAUGACUCAGCACUUUUAACUGGAUUUAUUUGGAGAUGGUUACAUGGCAUUUAAAAUGUUUGUGUUGUGCAAAGUGGUUAAGAGUGAAAUCCCACAAUCGAGUUGCACAAAAGAAUUAUAAUUUUUGACCAAAAUAUCACAAAAUGCUUCAAUUUGAAAUAAAAUUAACGAUAUGCACGUUCAGGUUUGCUGAUCAGCUGCUUCUUCUCUUCCCCAAGUCCAGGCUGAAAAUCAGAGGCAUCCAUGCCUUUGUAUUUACCUUUAAAGCUGCAGUGAGGAACUUUUCAUUUGCGUGUCUUUGCUCACAGUCUUUGCUUAUCUUGUCCUCUUCACGCUUGAGUGUUUGUUAAAAGAGUGACUUUUAACAAUAAAAUUAUUUUUUUUUA
Molecule: messenger RNA, 7653 nt
Organism: Xyrichtys novacula (pearly razorfish)
Lineage: Eukaryota; Metazoa; Chordata; Actinopteri; Labriformes; Labridae
Source: the annotation of a GenBank genome assembly